This is a messenger RNA of Gamsiella multidivaricata, 1836 nucleotides long. RefSeq names its product autophagy-related protein 22-like protein. Gene Ontology annotation, biological process: amino acid transmembrane export from vacuole. NCBI's taxonomy places the organism in Eukaryota, Fungi, Mortierellomycota, Mortierellomycetes, Mortierellales, Mortierellaceae. The transcript is spliced from 4 exons. The record is from RefSeq and is a predicted model, not a curated record. The coding region runs from base 104 to 1774 and encodes 556 amino acids.
CUCCUCCUUGCAUAUUGGUCCUCAUGCAUCGGAACAUCUUCUUUUCCUCCAUCUUCUAACUGAUCAUAGAUACUGUGCAUACGGAUGGGUCAGCGCUGUGUUGAUGGUUCCGCUAUUGAUCCAGGAUGUCGCCGCCAGUGGAAGUGUCGAGGCGUCGAAGCAUUCCAUCCCUUGCGACACAUCCGUACCAGAUUACAAAUGCGUGAAGCAUAUCUUUGGAGACAUCUAUCUUGAUCCGGGGACGAUCUCGCUCUACAUCUCCAGUUUCUCGGCAGUUGUGUCCUUUAUUGUGUCGCUGUCUAUCGCGGCUGUGGCGGAUCAUGAAGCAUAUAGGAAAAGGUUGCUGGUUGUGUUCGCGAUCCUGGGAUGUAUAACGUCGGUUGCGUUUUUCCUUGUCCAGUCGGGACCUACGUUCUGGCUCACGAUACUACUAUCGCCUCUCGGCUGGGCUUGUUACAACGUCUCGUCCGUCUUCUCGAACGCGUUUCUGCCGAUCUAUGUCCGUGUCCACCCAAAGGUCCUCGAGGCCGCCGAGUGUGUGGAGGCGCACAAAAUAUUGCGGGCAAUGGACGAGAAAAACAAGGCGCUGGCUCAGAAUGCUGCAGCGGGCAACGUGAUCCUCGCUACGAACACCAAUAGUGACUAUCACAGUAAUCAACACAGUAAGAACAUUAGUCGGACCAGCAGUGGCAUCACGCAAAUAGGAAACGUCCUUGUGUCUCCAGAGGCAACCAACGCGUCUGAAUUUUUGAUGACGGAGCAGCGCAAGGUGGAGGAACAGGUCUCGAACGACCUGUCGGCUCGGUGUUCGGGUGCUGCGAAUGUGGGCGCGGUGAUUGUGCAGGGAAUCUGUAUCGGCAUCUCAGAGGGGAUGCAUGGUUCACUACUCAGUCUUCAGGUUGCUAUUGCUUUCACAGGAGUGUGGUGGCUCGGAUGGACGAUUGCGGUCAUGCCCUGGCUAGACGUUCGAGCGGGGCCGCCUCUUCCUAAAGGAAAGAACUGGAUCACAUACUCUUGGUCAAAAAAUUACAAGACAUUCAAGUCGAUGCGGCAGCUGUCACAGGUGACAAAGUUUAUCUUAGCCUGGUUCAUCCUUUCGGACGGCGUCAACACGGUAGCGGCGUUACUGUACGUGAUCACCUAUCAGGACCUCAAUUUCUCGCACACGAAAUCACUCAUUAUGACCAUCGUCAUCUCCGCCAUGGCGUUUGUGGGCGCUUACCUGUUUCUGUUUAUCCGACAAUUCUGGAGUCUGUCGACAAAAUUCAUGAUCCUCUUGACUUUGGGAUUGUACGGGAUCUUGACAGCCUAUUGUGUAAUCCCAUCGCAUUUCACCAUCGAACUUGGUCUCCGAUACGAGUGGGAGGCAUGGGCGGCAAUCAUGUACUUAGGCCUGAUCAUUAGUACGUUUUAUGGCGUUGCUCGCGUGAUGAUGGCAGAGCUGUGUCCGGAGGGUGACGAGAGUGAGUGGUUCAGCCUGUUCCAGCUCGCAGACAAGGGGUCUUCAUGGAUUGGACCAUUUGUAACGGGUGCUAUCCAAUCUGCCACGGGCGAGUUCAGGACAGGAUUCUGGUUCCCUUUGGCGCUGUUCGCCGCAGGUGGGGCAUUACUUUUGACGGUCGAUAUGGAUAGGGGAAAAGACGAAGCGAUUGCUUAUAAGGCGAGGCAGCGUGCUAAACAACAGCAAAUGGUCUCAAUACCCCCUCUUAUUAUCAUUACGGCAGCGGAAGACAUAAAUCGCCAGAACAGCUCAAGAGGCCCUGUAUGGUUGUAAAAUAACAUACAAGUAUAUAAUAUUUAAUGCAGUAAAAGUAAUAAGAACUAUUGUGUUAUGGG